This is a messenger RNA of Haliotis rufescens (red abalone), 2361 nucleotides long. Its product is annotated as zinc finger protein 93-like. The record is from RefSeq and is a predicted model, not a curated record. Lineage: Eukaryota; Metazoa; Mollusca; Gastropoda; Lepetellida; Haliotidae. The coding region runs from base 445 to 2193 and encodes 582 amino acids. Gene Ontology annotation, cellular component: nucleus. The transcript is spliced from 4 exons. Gene Ontology annotation, biological process: regulation of DNA-templated transcription.
AACAGAGUUGAAAGAUUGUACAUUUCGUGGUUUAUGCUGUCAGCCUGCAAUGAUACAAAAGAAAAGUCUGUGUGUAUUAUACACGACAGAUAUAUUUUCCAGAAUUAAAUUACCUAUAAUCAAUUUAUAACGGUGCAUUUAAUACACGAGUGCGUAUUAUACACAAAUAAAUAUGUCUUGUGUACAUUGAUCAAUCGGAAGGGGUGCCAAUUGGGAUUGUUCACUAGCCAUUAUAUUAGCAAAUAUCGCCGUGGGUGCUUAUUACGUUGAAUACGGUACAUCUUUUCUGCAGGUUGUGCCCCAUGUGGAUUCCAAGAAAGUAGCAUCUCCCGUACCCAAUGCUUGUUGUAAGAUUGGGUGGUUACAACGUGUACAGUGUUUGACCUGGCUGAUUGUGUCAUCAGACCUGUGAAGUUCCAUGGUAGAAGAGGUGUUCAGCAACUCAUGCUUGCCGUAAAAGCAUCCAAGCCUUUUGUUCCAUAUGAUGCAUCAGUGUCAAGCUUUACAUCCAGACUAAAACUGAAGAAGAAUGACACCCACUCAACAUCCAAGGUGACCGAAAAGGACCCUUAUGAAGAAAACCUUCCUCUGGUGAAGAGACCCCAGGAUAAUAAAAUGGACGUUGGCAUGCAGGCUAAUGAUUGUUUUCUGGACAUGUACCCAUGUGACAGUCGUGACCUGAGUCUUUCAUCUGUGGUGUUGUCAAGGAUACAUCUGAAGAAAAAACAUGAAGUAAAAAACGUGACUUCUAGAUUUAGUGCAGACAAUGAGACCCGUAGCAUCCAAGAUGUUACAGAGAAAACUGAAAGCCAGGAACAGAGUAAUAGUGAUGCUACUUCAAAGGAUACAGAAUGUGAGGGAGCAUCUCUAGUAACCAUGGUAACUAGCAAUCCCCAGAAACACAAGAAGAGUUAUAGCGAGACUGCUUCAAUUGAUAAAGAGUGUGAGGGAGCAUCUAUAGUAACCAUGGCAACUAGCAAGCCCCAGAAACACAAGAAGAAGAGAAAAAGUGAUACUACUUCAAAGGAUACAGAGUGUGAGGGAGCAUCUAUAGUAACCGUGGUAACUAGUAAUCCCCAGAAACGCAAGAAGAAGAGUAAUAGCACUACUGCUUUGAAGGAUACAGAAUGUGAGGGAGCAUCUAUAGUAACCAUGGCAACUAGCAAGCCCCAGAAACACAAGAAGAAGAGUAAUGGUAAUACUACUUCAAAGGAUACAGAGUGUGAGGGAGCAUCUAUAGUAACCAUGGCAACUAGCAAGCCCCAGAAACACAAUAAGAAGAGAAAAAGUGAUACUGCUUCAAAGGAUACAGAAUGUGAGGGAGCAUCUAUAGUAACCAUGGCAACUAGCAAGCCCCAGAAACACAAUAAGAAGAGAAAAAGUGAUACUGCUUCAAAGGAUACAGAAUGUGAGGGAGCAUCUAUAGUAACCAUGGUAACUAGUAAUCCCCAGAAACACAAGAAGAAGAGUAAUAGCACUACUGCUUUGAAGGAUACAGAAUGUGAGGGAGCAUUUAUAGUAACCAUGGCAACUUGCAAGCCCCAGAAACACAAGAAGAAGAGAAAAAGUGAUACUGCUUCAAAGGAUACAGAAUGUGAGGGAGUAUCUGUAGGAACUGGCAAUGCCCAGAAACGCAAGAAGAAGACCCGGUCUCAUGAGUGUAAACAGUGUGGGAAAACCUUCACGCGAUCAAAUACUCUGCUUGCCCACACAAGGUCUCACAGUGGAAUCAAACCUUACCAAUGUGGUGAAUGUGGAAGAUCAUUCACAGCAUCGGGCACCCUGGAGAGACACUUCAGAUGUCAUAGGGGCCUCAAGCCUCAUCUCUGCAGUGUGUGUGGGAAAACAUUCGCCCAGUCAAUGGCGCUCACGAUACACAUGAGGUGUCAUAGUGGUGACAAGCCUUUUGUGUGUUGUGUGUGUGAGAGAGCAUUUGCACAAUCAUGUGACCUGCAGACACACAUGACAUGUCACAGUGGAACCAAACCUUAUAAGUGUAAGGACUGUGGCAAACGAUAUACACAAUCAGGUAGUUUGCUGAGACACGUGAAGCGUCACAGAGGCAUCAAGCCCCAUAAGUGUAGUGUGUGUGAGAGAGCAUUUUUGCGAUCAGCUUACCUUCGCAGACACAUGAAGCUUCUUCACUUUGAUGACUCUUCCUCCUUAUCAACUGGAGGCAGUCGGGUAGCCUAGUGGUUUCGCUCGUCAUGCCGAAGACCUGCGUUCGAUGCCUGACAUGGGGACAAUGUGUGAAGCCCAUUUCUGGUGGCCCCCCACCGUGAUAUUGCUGGAAUAUUGCUAGAAGCGGUGUAAAAUCAAACUCACUCACUCUUUAUCAACUGGAUAAAGUACUUAUUCAUU